Molecule: messenger RNA, 3757 nt
Organism: Erpetoichthys calabaricus (reedfish)
Lineage: Eukaryota; Metazoa; Chordata; Cladistia; Polypteriformes; Polypteridae
Gene: gtpbp2b
Product: GTP binding protein 2b
Exons: 12
Coding region: 177-2060 (627 amino acids)
Biological process (GO): translational elongation
Molecular function (GO): GTPase activity; translation elongation factor activity; GTP binding
Source: RefSeq, a predicted model, not a curated record
UUCUGAAAUAUUAAGCUUACUGACGUGUCUGUUGAGUUCCGAGGUGUUCAGCCCUAGUGGAGCUUCUGUUGUUAUUAUGCAUUCGUAGAGGUAUUUUAUUUGGUGUGUGCGUGUUUUUAAAUGAUGAUUUUUUAACAUCUUCUUGUGUGUCGGCUACCCGAGGCGGGUCGGUGUGAAUGGCCCGCUGCCCUAUUUCUAUUACGUUGAAAAAACGGGAACUAAUUACGAAACCAAAUCCACUAGGGAUGGACCCGCGGGUGGCCGAACUGUUUGGAUCAGGCGCCGGUCUCAUGUCGGCGGCACCAAUGCACGGACCAGGCUCGGUUAACGGCCUUGGGUUGCUGUCCAAAAAAACGGGCUCCAAAAACGGCAAAAAGGCGAAGAAUCGAGCGACGCGAAACACCAAAUCUAACAAGAACCCACCAUAUCUACCUCCCGAGGCUGAAGAAGGAAACAUAGAGUACAAGCUAAAGUUAGUUAACCCUACACAAUAUCGAUUUGAGCAUCUGGUGACGCAGAUGAAGUGGCGACUUCAGGAGGGCCGUGGAGAGGCAAUCUAUCAAAUUGGCGUGGAGGAUAAUGGCUUACUUGUAGGCCUUUCUGAAGACGACAUGCGAGCAUCUCUUAAAACUCUACGCAGAAUGGCUGAGAAAGUUGGUGCUGACAUCACAGUGUUGCGAGAAAGGGAGGUGGAUUAUGAUUCAGAUAUACCCAGAAAAAUAUCGGAGGUUUUGGUACGAAAAGUACCAGAUGACCAGCAGUUUUUAGACUUGAGGGUGGCCGUUCUUGGCAAUGUUGACUCUGGAAAGUCGACUCUUCUUGGUGUACUGACGCAGGGAGAAUUGGAUAAUGGACGGGGACGUGCACGCCUUAAUCUGUUCAGACACCUUCAUGAAAUUCAGUCAGGCAGGACCUCAAGUAUCAGCUUUGAGAUCCUCGGCUUCAACAGCAAAGGGGAGGUAGUCAACUAUAGCGAGUCAAGAACUGCAGAAGAGAUCUGUGAAAGUGCUUCCAAGAUGAUCACUUUUAUCGACCUGGCCGGACAUCACAAGUACCUAAAAACUACCAUUUUUGGCCUCACCAGUUACUGCCCAGACUUUGCUAUGCUGGUUGUUGGAGCAAACACAGGCAUAGCUGGCACAACACGAGAGCACUUGGGUUUGGCCAUGGCUCUUAAGGUGCCCAUCUUCAUUGUGGUCAGCAAGGUGGACCUGUGCAGCAAGAGCACCACAGAGCGCACAGUUAAGCAGCUAGAGAGGAUUCUGAAGCAGCCGGGCUGUAAUAAGGUGCCAAUGGUGGUGGAUAAUGCUGAUGAUGCAGUCACUGCUGCCCAGCAGUUUGCUCAGUCGCCCAGCAUCACUCCCAUCUUCACACUGUCUAGUGUUUCUGGGGAAAACUUAGAUUUGCUAAAGGUCUUCUUCAACAUCCUGCCACCCCUGAGCAACAGCAAAGAACAGGAGGAGCUCAUGCAGCAACUCACCGAGUUUCAGGUUGAUGAAAUCUACACCGUACCAGAUGUUGGGACCGUUGUUGGUGGAACUCUCUACAGUGGGAUCUGCCGAGAGGGAGAACAGCUUGUUGUUGGCCCAACUGAUGAUGGAAAAUUCCUGGGAUUGAAAGUUUGCAGCAUUCAGCGGAACCGCUCAGCCUGCAGGGUUCUACGAGCUAGACAGGCCGCCACCCUCGCCCUGGGAAAUUUUGACAGAUCACUCCUCAGGAAGGGAAUGGUGAUGGUGAGCCCAGAGAUGAAACCAACCAUAUGCUGGAUGUUUGAAGCAGAGAUUGUACUUCUGUUCCAUGCCAAAACUUUCCGGAAAGGUUUCCAAGUCACUGUCCAUGUCGGGAAUGUCCGGCAAACCGCAAUCGUUGAGUACUUGCACGGGAAGGAUGAAUUGCGAACAGGUGAGAAGGCAGUGGUGCGGUUCAAGUUCAUUAAACACCCUGAGUAUUUGAAAGUUGGAGCCAAGCUACUGUUCCGGGAAGGAGUUACUAAAGGGAUCGGACACGUUACAAACCUGCAUCCAGUGUUGAUAAAUCAGAAUCAUUCUUUAGAAGAGUGAAGGCCAUACCAGCUUAUCAGUAUGAAACACUCUGGAUUCAGCGUCAAGGAGGACAAUGAGGGUCCCGCUUUCGCAGCGCAUCUCCCUAAUUGUUUGCUUUCUUGACAAUUUAUGGGGUCAGGCUGUGGUGUGUCUUUAUAUUUGCUGCUCAAUUUAAAGAAAAAAAUAGAUUUGUAAUGCCCCCCCCCCCCCCCUUAUUUUUAUAUUCCUGUUUUUAAAUAAGGUCACAUUUUAAGGAGCUUUUCUUUUAUUUCUAAGUUUUAAAUUUGAACAAACUAAGCAACCAAAGUCGGAGAGAGCCUUGCAUCCUCCAGACUUGGGCCAUUUGGUGGUUCUUGUUUUGCAGCCCUUCCAUCCCCGUUCUCCUUUUCAAAUCAAGGCCAGCAUUGUCACUCCCAUGCGUUCUUAUAUUAGCUGAAAAGUCUGGAGUUGAGCAGAGAGGGAGAAGUAAAAUUAUAAUCGGUCCAAUAGCAGUAUUGAGGCACGUAGCUGUUCCACUCACCUGGGUACCACUUGAACUAUGGCUGCACUGAACGAUUUCAUUUGCAGCUUGUCUUGACAUCGCUGCUUAUUCAUUUCAGGCUUGUAAUCAGUGACAUCUAUAAAAGAGUAAAACAUAGACUUUCAACUACACACAGUAUAUCUACAUAUUUUUUAAUCAUGCAUAUUUCAGUUCUUUUAAAUUGCAAAACUGUAGAGUAGGUUGUCUUAUAAAAUGCAUUUUAGAAAGAUGUUUCUCAGCAGUUCAGUUGAAGGAGAAUAAUCAAGUGGCAAAUAUACUGCAACCGUAAAGAGACGGGGGGUAAAAAACCAAAGCGGAGUUUCCUGAGAGGGCCACCUUAGUCAAACCCAGUUAGCCAGGACUUCAAGAAUCGGACUUGUUCUCCUUUCUUCAUUCACAAACUAAAUUGGCAGAAAUACAAAAGCAUUAAAUGGGGCAUUUUUGCAGAUCUGCCCCUCUAAUUUUAGUUCAUUCUAGCAAGACAGCAAAACACUUCGAGAGUACAGCACUGACUUAAAUCGUAGCGAGUCACAAUGUCAACUCCAGUUAGUCACUGUGGUAGGAGUGCAUUGUCUUAAAUGGUGCUAUUCUUCUACAAACGUCACUUGCAUGUAAAAAGUUGAACCAUUUGGGUUUAAAACUGGUUGGGUUUUUUGUUUUUUAAUAGAAUCUGGAUGUUCAUUUUUUCACUCUUUUGUAUAAAUUGUGAAAUCUUGGUUGCAUGUCUGUCUCUCCUCUAGUCCGGCUUCAAAAGUCAUUCACUGGGUUUUCAGCAGUCCCACCCUGUUGUGUAAAAGUUGCUAACUAUAAAACAACCGUCAGCUGAUGCCAGUUUUCUGCGCUCACUUGAGAAGUUGUUUCCACUGUGUGGAUGAGAAAAGGAUCAGACGCUUCAGUUGAGUAGUUGGAGCUGAAGGCAAAUCAUCAGUGGCCUCGGUUAGCAGAACGCAUUUGCUAACCCGCCACAUUGCUGUUUUAAACGGUCUGUACAGACGGCAGCCAUCUUCUAAUUAAGUACAAGUAAAAGUCCGAGAGACACUGGCAUUGCUUGUUUGAAGUAUAAAUCCUUCCAUCCUAAUUCCAAGGUGAUCCGCGGUCACGUUAUUUGAUGUUGCCUUUGAAAAUGAACACCAGUUUAUGUACAAAUGAGUUGUGUAUAUAUAAUGUACAUAAUAAAUUUUUAUUCAUCUUCUUC